This is a messenger RNA of Onychomys torridus (southern grasshopper mouse), 1461 nucleotides long. It is a transcript of the gene Cpo, whose product is annotated as carboxypeptidase O. NCBI's taxonomy places the organism in Eukaryota, Metazoa, Chordata, Mammalia, Rodentia, Cricetidae. The record is from RefSeq and is a predicted model, not a curated record. Gene Ontology annotation, biological process: proteolysis. Gene Ontology annotation, molecular function: zinc ion binding; metallocarboxypeptidase activity.
AUGGCAAGGCUGACGUGCUGUGUUCUUGAACACUCAAUACUUCAUUCCCUCAUCCCUUAUGGUUCGCCUGAUGAGCCCCCAAGCAGUGCUGAUGGAUUGGUUGUCAGUCCACAGAGGAGCCUUGAAACCUAUUUCUAUUAGAGACAUCUCCCCAUGGGAGAGAUCUAUCAGCGGAUGAGCCGGGUCAGCAAGAAGUAUGCGGAAGUGGCAACCCAGCAUUUCCUGGAAAUGACCUAUGAGACCUGGCCCAUCUACUACCUGAAAAUCAGCAAACCAUCCAACAGUCCCAAGAAGAUCAUUUGGAUGGACUGUGGAAUUCAUGCCAGAGAAUGGAUUGCCCUUUGCUUUUGCCAGUGGUUUGUGAAAAAGAUUCUACAGAAUGGUAAAGACAACACAAGGAUCAGCAGGCUCCUUAAGGAGUUGGAUUUCUAUGUACCUCCACUCCUCAACACUGACAGUUAUAUCUAUACUCGGACAAUGGGGUAUGGGUGCAAUCACAAACUGCUAAGAUUUGAUGUUCUGUGGGUGUCAGAACUAGAGACUAAUACAGUCUCGAGCCGUAGAGAAAGCGGGAAAAAAAGAGACAUUCCGUGCUUCCUGACCGUGCACUCUUAUGGGCAGCUCAUCCUCACACCAUAUGGCAACACCAAAAAUAAACCAAGUAACUACAAAGAACUAAUUCAAGUUGGACAGAAGGCGGCAGAUGUAUUGAAAGCAAAGCCUGGAACCAAUUAUAGAGCCGGAUGGAGUGCAGAUAGUUUAUAUGCUACAUCAGGAUCCUCAAAAGACUGGGCUAGAGACAUUGGGGUCCCCUCCACAUACACAUUUGAGCAGAGGUACAAUGGGACCCAGGGUUUUUGUUUUUGUUUUUGUUUUUUCCUGCCUGAAGCUCUGAUCCAGCCCACCUGUGAGGAGACCAUGGAAGCUAUGCUCAUACCCCUUGAUAGUGUGUGUGAGAGAUGACUCACCCACAGUGCCAGGGAGGCGACAACCACAAUCUUGGCACUGACCACGGUGUACUUCUUCCACAGCUCUCCCCCAAGUGCCUCCUGCCUUGGUCUGCUUAGUCUCAGUGAUGGGAAUGCGGUUGAGGUGAAGGUAAUGAAGAGCAGGGAAUGGAAUUUGGUGUCCCAGUUUUAUGGCCAAGGCAGAGAGGAAGCCCGGACUGGGCGCUUCACAUCAUCCUUGAGAAAGGGUGAGGCUUUAAGUUGUGAGCCAUGUUCGGUCAGUGAUGGCAUCCGCCAUGCUUCUCAUCUUAUACUGGGGACCUACAGUUUUGCUGCCUGUGUUCGUUUCGUCUUCCCUGACUGUGUGCUUGAUUUCCCAUUGGGAAGAUGCCUGAUCCCUAGCACAGAUGCCAUCCUGCUCCAGGAUGGAGUCCUAUCACUUCCAGCUGCCCACACUUCCACACCUACGAGGACUGCCUUUGAAGUGAACACACGAUCCAAUCUGGAGCCAUAA